ACCCCCGGAUUUUUUCAUCUUUCAUGAGCGACAUAGUUACGAAUCAAGUUAUAUUUCCAUUCCAUUUUCCCUCCAAGCUUUGUCCACAAACCCUCUUUUAAACCCUACCACCAACUUCAUUGAAUUUGAUGAAUUCGACAAUCAAGACAGAAUUACCAAGAAACUAAACAUACGCAAGCGUCUGAAAAGUUGGCAUACAUUUCAUAUAUUGAUCAUCAGAUGAUCCGAUCGAAUGGCUGCUGCAGAUUCUGGGCGUCGCAAAUACAUUGUGCAUUAUGGUACAAGAUUCGUGUACAAGAUCCUAUCGGAGGACCCAAUCGGCAGAGACUUUGAUAACAUCCCCGUCUACAAAGUGGCCUACUCAGUCGAUGAGGAGGAGAACUCUGGCGGCGGCAAUGAAAGGAAGUUCGCUGACCACGAAUUCCUCUCCCUGAAGAGGGUGAACUAUCACGACAGCGAAUCCGUAUUGCCCUUCGUCAAUCUGUAUGGGGAAAUCUUGAGAAAAAACAUGGCGGGCUUGUUAUUGCCUUGCGAGUACAAGCACUUGAUGCCGGUGAAGGCCCAUUUCAUCGAGCAGGAGACGGAAGAUCUGUGUCUGGUGAUGCCCUUCUGCGAGCGCGGGUCCCUGAGGUCGGUGAUGUCCGACAAGUUCCGCCACGGGUUGCCGGAAACCUGCAUCUCCGUCGCCCUGAGGUACGUCUUGAAGUCUCUGAAGUUCCUCCACCGCUUCAAAAAUCUCCACAGGGACAUCAACGCCGGGCAUAUUUACGUGAAGAGCGGGCCGCGGAUAUUUCUGGGGUUUGCGGGCACGCUGUACGAGCACGGGGUUCCCAAUGUCGAGUGCUCAUCCCAUUCUUCCUUGCCCGUGACCCAGAUUUGUAAAUGGGCCGCCCCGCCAGAGGUCUACUGCGGCGGCGGGAGAAACGAUACGUACUACCUCGACUACACUGAGCUGUCCGACGUUUGGCUGGUGGGAAUCACAGCCCUCGAAUUGGCUUACGGAACGAUCAGAGUCCCCAAUCGGGAAGCGCUGGAGACGAUGAUCAAGGAAAUCAUCCGGACCAGGAGGCUUCCGAAGAAGCUCGGCUGCGGAGGAAUUGACGAUAACAGAGAAGAAGAAGCCCAUGAGGAGGAUAAGAGGAGUGACAAGGGAAAGAAGAAGCAGAAGAUAAUGAGAAAGGUUUAUCCAGAGGAGGAAAUUAGGGCAUCGUUUUCAAGGGCGUUUGAGACGAUGGUGGCGGAUUGCCUGGCGUGGGACCCUUGGAAUAGGCCCACUGCGAGUGACCUUCUCAAGCAUGAGUUCUUCAACAAGAAGGGGGUGACGAGGUCGGCCUUGAAGUCGCACUUUCAGAACGCUGUGAUUCAAAUGGAGGCGGUCAAAGGCCUUAAGAAUAUGCUGCGUGUUGCUGCCCCAGAUUUUAGGAGGCCCCAAUCUCAGAUUUCAAUCCCUGGCAUUACUGCAAGUUUUGAUUUGAAUCUCGAUCCCCCGUCAACCUCUAGGAGGAGGCCCGAGCCUCAGAUUACAAUCCCUGGCCAUGGGGUCUCGAAUCUGGAGUGCUCAUCAUCCUGCACAUUGUCCGGGACUGACAUCUCACAUUUGGAUACUGAGUUCAAAAGAUACUUGUCCAUCCUGUUCUCUAGCGCCCCUGCAUUGACUGAUGUCCCGUUCAAGUUGCGUCACAAGAGGAAACUAACUUUCGAUGGGAAGGAGGAUGAAGAAAGAAAAAAGACAAAAACUCAAGAGGCAGAAUCUGGAGUUAUGGAUGGUGAGGGAAUGUGGGGAAACAGCUUAGGAGAAAUAAGCAGUGCCUCCCCUGUCAACUCCUGGAUGGAUGUAGAUUAUAACAAUGAUGCUUAUGAUGAUACUGUUCAUUUUGCUUCCCCACCACCUCCUCCUCCUACAUUGACGGAGUACCUGGUGGAUCCCGAUACCCUGGUUGUGUACCGGAUUGUGUCCAUGGAUCCAAUCGGAAUAGCCUCCCUCGGCAAACUUCCUGUUUACAGGGUAGCGUAUUCAAUAUGUGAUGACAUCCCCUACCACAGAGAGUUUGUUUACAACGACUUCUCUUUGGUCAAGGUAGUGAACUCCCGUUCUAACCCGGAUGUUUACAGGCGGUUAAAGAAUGAGCUGGAAUCGAAAAACAAUAAGCUUAAGAAAGAUCAUGAGAACUUGUUGCAAGUGGAAGGUUUUUUCCUUGACCAGGAUUCCUGGGAUUACUUCAUCGUGAUGGCGUAUGCCGAAUGGGGCUCCCUCCAAUCAAUCAUGGCUGAGCAUUUCCCGCACGGCCUUCCAGAGACAUUCAUUUCUCUGAUUCUGAGAUCAGUUCUGGAGGCGGUUUGUUUUCUUCAUCAGGGCAAAAUGAUCCACGGAGAUAUCAGUGCGGGCCAUGUUUAUGUGCAGAGCGGACCCAAUAUCAAGAUGGGCUUUGGAGCCACAGUUUAUGAUCAUGGGGUCUCGAAUCUGGAGUGCUCAUCAUCCUGCACAUUGCCCGAGACUGACAUCUCGCAUUGGGCAGCUGCACCAGAGGUAAACAACCAUGAGAGGAAGAACCAACGGAGCACUGAGGAGAGCGACGUGUGGCUGGUGGGAAUCAUGGCCCUGGAAUUGGCUUAUGGAGGGAUUAGAAUCCCGAGCCGUGAAGCCCUUGAGGUGAUGAGCAGGGAGAUUCACGAGAAGAGAAGACUUCCCAAGAGGUACCCACCCGCCCCCCAAGGCUUAGAUCAGCAACAGCAGCAGCUCACUCGUGAGGUGGAAGGCAAGGGAAAACAGAUAGUGAUGGAGGAAGAAGAUUAUGGCGAUGGUUCAUCAGAGGAAAGAUCAUUUUCCAGGGAAUUUGAGAAGCUAGUGGCAGAUUGUCUAGCCUGGAAGCCUUGGGAAAGGCCAAAUGCUCGUACCCUUUUGAAGCAUGAAUUCUUUGCAGUGAAAGGGAUUGAGACGUCUGAGCUGGAGUCACACUUUGAGGAUGUUUUGAUUGACAGACUUCGCAAGUAACUGAUAUAUAUAUAUAUAUAGAUAAUGAUGAACUCCUCAAAGUUAAUAGUAACAGUUUUCUCAAAAGCGAAUAAGGUCGAUAGCACAUAAUAGUGUAAUACUCAUUAUAUGUACAUAGAUUCUCAGUUGUCAAUUGCUCAUCUGACUCAUCUCCCAAACAAUUCAUUUGUACUUGUGUAGCCAUAGAUUUUCCACUUUCUUCCAUAGAUG
Messenger RNA from Cuscuta epithymum, 3202 nucleotides. NCBI's taxonomy places the organism in Eukaryota, Viridiplantae, Streptophyta, Magnoliopsida, Solanales, Convolvulaceae. The record is from the annotation of a GenBank genome assembly.